Molecule: messenger RNA, 6429 nt
Organism: Mus caroli (Ryukyu mouse)
Lineage: Eukaryota; Metazoa; Chordata; Mammalia; Rodentia; Muridae
Source: RefSeq, a predicted model, not a curated record
CAGGCGGGCGCGCGGGCAGCUCGCGGGCACCCGGCCGGCCGGCGCGGGAGCGGGAAAGGGUGCGCUAUGCCUUUAACGCCCGCGUACAGUAGACAGUAUAGUGGAGUGUAGGGAAACUCUAGGCGGGGUUAAAGUUCAGCGCGUGGAGCGGCAAGAGCGCUGGCUGCUGCAGUUGAGCCGAGUUGGAAAUGUGAACGCAAGAAGCAGGCUUGAUUUUUUUUUCCUCCCCCCCCCUCCUAGCUCUCUCCUCCUCUCUCUCCCUCUCGCACCCACACUCACGCACACCUCCAGCCCGCACACAGACGUGCACGCACCCCCCGCCGCCCGGCAGUUAUGUAUUCUCCGCUCUGUCUCACCCAGGAUGAGUUUCAUCCUUUCAUUGAAGCACUUCUGCCCCAUGUCCGCGCCUUCGCCUACACAUGGUUCAACCUGCAGGCCCGAAAGCGGAAAUACUUCAAAAAACAUGAGAAGCGCAUGUCGAAAGAAGAGGAGAGGGCUGUGAAGGAUGAACUGCUAAGCGAAAAGCCUGAGGUCAAGCAGAAGUGGGCUUCCCGACUUCUGGCCAAGUUACGGAAAGAUAUCCGACCCGAGUACCGAGAGGAUUUUGUUCUUACAGUUACAGGGAAAAAACCUCCAUGCUGUGUUCUUUCCAACCCUGAUCAGAAAGGCAAGAUGCGGAGAAUUGACUGCCUCCGCCAGGCAGAUAAAGUAUGGAGGUUGGACCUCGUCAUGGUGAUCUUGUUCAAAGGUAUUCCGCUGGAAAGUACUGAUGGCGAGCGCCUUGUAAAGAGUCCACAGUGCUCUAAUCCAGGGCUCUGUGUCCAGCCCCAUCACAUAGGGGUUUCUGUAAAGGAACUCGAUUUAUAUUUGGCAUACUUUGUACAUGCAGCAGAUCUCCCCUAUGACAACAACUCAUUAUUGAGAACCUACUGUGCACCAGGUCUGUAUCCAGCACUCAAAUGUUGAUAUUUCUUCUGACUCAGGAGUUUUUAUUUGAAUUUAGGCAUUCAAAAAAGAAGAGCAAGAUUACAUUGCAUGUUGAGAAAGAGUCAGCCCCGAAACCUGCUUACCCUUUGCUAUUUACAGUAAGUACUUUUGAAACAGCUGUAGGCGCUCAAAUGAAAGUCGCGAUGUGGAGUGGGAAUGUGGGAACCUUCACUUGAGAAGACCUCGCAUUCUCCAGCUUUAUAGCCAGCAGAAAAGGAGACUGUUGUGCGUUCUAUUAAAUACUGCCAGUAUGAUUAAUUUAAAGGGUUACAUUUUAUUGAACCCUGGUGUAGAUGCUCUUUGUCAACCCACAUUCACAGCUAGUUAGAGUGUGUGUAGCAUUUAUCAAAACUUUCUGGAGCCCCCUCACCUCAUUAGCAUCUGAAUCUCUAUUCAGCAGUUAAUGUCCGUUACUGCAAGAGUGCUCAAUUCUUGUUUUCAAUAAGCCAGUUGUAAAAUGUCAGACUGUCACUUACAAUAUAAAAAACCAAAAAUGAUGGUAUUUGUAAAAAUGUUAUCACCUCAUAAAAACAAAUUGUAAAGACAUGAAAGUGAUCUUGCGAUGCUGGGCUUUCAGAAGUGAGUUAGUGCAGCUCCUUUAAAUACCAGUUGUGUAGAUUCCCACACUUUCCUUCCAAAGGAGAGGUUUACACAAGCAUAAUUUAAGUUACAAUUACACUAAUUAACAUCUCAUUUGCAUAAAUUGUUGAAGUCAAAACAACAAGGAAUUGUCUAAGAAGCUUAAUCCUAUUUGUCCAAAAUAGAAAGAUUUUUUUUUUUUAAAAAAAAAAACAUGCUCUAAAAUUUGGCAGCUUGGGUAUGUUUUUAGUGUGUUGAACAUUGUCCUUUAAUAAAUGUCUUUCGACUUACACAAAUAUAUUUUUCCUACUUUUUCUACUCCACUCUUUGUAAAAUGAAAACCACAAUUGGUUCUUAAAUCAGUGCUGACAAGAUUUAAAAUCAUUUAUAUAAAGAAGAGAUGCUAAAUUCAUGAUGAAGGGUGAGCAUGGUGUGCAUGGUUAGGUGAAGGGCUGUGUCUGAGAAUGGCAGGUGAAGGGCUUUGUGUGUGUGUGUGACUGCGCACGGCAGGUGAAGAACUGUACGAAAGACUGUACAUGGGCAGGUAAAGAUUCAUUUGAAACUGAGAAAGGUGACACAAAUCUACAUUCCCGAAUUGAAAAGGUGGAGACAGUUAUCUUUGAUACAUAGCAGGUUUGAGACCACCCUGUGCUACCUGAGCCUGUCUCAAAGACAAAGGGAAAAAGACUCAUUUAAAAUUAGAGAGGUUUCGGAGCCGUGGAGGAAGUUUUCAUACUCACCCAUGAAACUGCUGUGCUCGCUUUCUACCUCCCUCAUUCAGAGUUGCUCAUCUUGCAUGACAGAUGAUGGCUAUGGAGAAAUAAGCACUACCUGAAGCAUGCCCUGGCUUUUACUGUUAACUCUUUCAGUAAUUGUGGUAGAAGCAUGAACAUACCUUGUCAUGUAUGUGAUCUGAAAAGCCGGUAAGAGACUAAAGAAAGACUUGUUCUUGGAUACCACAUUUUGGAUAUUUGAUAUAAUUAGUUUAAAAUGAAUUUUGUCUCCAGACAGGAAACUGCAGUGCAUUCACACUGAAGUUACAGAAUCCCCAAUGGUUUAUUGGCCCAAAAGUGUGACAAGGCUGGGGAUGAGAUCUUCCCUGUAAAUGUGUGUUUCUCUUGGAAGCUUCUCAUUUGUUAAGAGUAUAUGGUUUACUUAUACUAUGUACAAUAUAUAGCUUAAUACUUACUUGCUAGUCUUGAUAUAAAAUAUCUUUUGUAGUUUGACCUUAUAGGAUAUAUAUUUUUCUUUUAGUUUUGAAAUUAUAAUAUAGUUAUUUCAUACCUUCCUUCCUUUUCCUUCCUCCUCAUUCCUCCUCCUUGCUUCUCAAAUUCAUGGACCCCUUUAUAUUAAUGGGCAUUAUGUGUGUGUGUGUGUGUGUGUAUUUCUUGUUCAGCUCACGUUAACCUGUUGCCUUGAAACAGAUUAUUUAACUUGCAAGUUCACAUGAGUGGCAGUGGCAAGUGAACUAUUGUUCUAGGUUUGGUUGUGGGUACCAUCUUAGAUACACACUAUAGUUCUGACUUUAUAAAGUCUACAUUCUUCUUGUGGAUGUGUAAGUACCAAGUGAGAACAGAUUUUUAUAGAAAUUAGGAGGAUUCAUGAUGAAUUUGGGCUGUCUAAGGGCUUGCUGGCUAAAGCUGAAGGUGAGUUCAGUUUCUAGGCUAGGGCAGUAGGAGUAGCUCAGUGUAGCUUAAUAUGUGCCAGGCUCCAGACACCAAAACAAAAUAAAUACAAGCCCCACAACAAAGACACAUCACAGGUCUGUCUCUCUCUAGUGAAGCUAAACUGUUACAUUGCCAAGUUUGUUCUUUAUGGGAAGCUGGUUUUCUGUCAGUUACUCAAGGAAGCCCUGGACUUCUCCUUAAAAGGUUAUCUUUGAUAAGGCUGGGCAUGGUGUGCAGUGUCUGCUUUCAGUCCUCUUGUGACUGUUCUGACAAAGUCUUCAGGAGACUAGAAAGACUGGGAUUCAGACAUCAAUGUGGGUUGAAAUUGGUCCUCACAUCCAAAGACAAAGCUCGGUGCAUUGACUUUUGAAACUACUCAGUCCAAAACAUCAACAAAUGUAUCAUAAUAAUCACUCAGCAGAAGUAAGGGGCCAUGUUACACACUGAUGGGAGAAAAGCGGAGAAAGACAAGAGGCUAUUCUUCUCUUCUGGAUGCUCAUAGCUCUGCUGGGAAGCAGGAAAAACAGUUAAGUGCUCUGUUCUAUGUAGGUUAUGAAGGACCCACGAGGCCCAGGAGAAGUGAACAGUAUUGAUUCAAGUUGAGGACUCUAUGAAGAGGAUGGGAGUACAGAAGAGCCUUGAGGGCUGGCCAGGGGCAUGCAAGGAUGUAACAGUGAGCUGGGCAUUGUAGAAGUCUUGUCGGUUAAAGCUGAUGUUGGGUUGUGGAUUAUAGGACUGUUGGAAGGCAGAUGUCCAGGAGAGGCCAUGAUGGGGAUUAGCAGUGACUCCCUAGUGGGGAGCAGAAGAAAGGCUAGAGCAUAAUGUGCAAACAAUGAAAAUCAUGUCUGUACACAGCACACACUGUGAAGGGUAUGUAGUGCUUGGGUUUUGUCCACAUUCAUUCAGCAAGCACCCAUUGUUUACCCAGUGUCAGCCAUUGAGCAAGGCUACCUGCAAGUAGCUCAUGAGCUUCAAGGGCAAAGUUGAAAGGAUUUGUCCAGUUGACUCUUUCUGAAGAAGUAGAAGGCUCAUGUAUGGGGUGCCCUUGCAGACAUGGAGUUUGGCUCAAGUGUACAUUUAAAGGUUACAUUCCUUUAACUCAUUCUGAGUUGUGAAACUUUGGAAGCCCAAAGAAGCGGGUGUGGGCUAUAACUCUUCCUCCAGAUACCUUCCACAUAUGCAGCCGGAUUCUGCCUUGUAUGCAGCAGUAGCAUGAAGAAUUAAGGCCUGUCUUCUUAGUCUUGUUCCUGUCGAGACUUCCCCUUUACUCCCUUAGGAGUUUAAAUCAGAGGUUAAUUUCUUCUCAUCCUGGGGCCUCGUCAGCUAUUAAUAAAGUUUAAUGAAAUAAAAACAAGGCCCAAGUUAGAGAUUCCAAAAUAGUCCUGGAGUUGGGGAAUACUUCAUUAUCAGAAGAAUUAUUGUAUGGAUUUGUGGAAGCCCCUGCUGACAGUGAAAGCCAGAUUCUUAGUUAAUUAACAGAAUACAAAUAACCCAGUGGUUCGUCUCUGUUACUGUGGUGCUGCUAUCAGCUAUUGCGAAGGUAAGGACUUUUCUUAACUGCAAAUAUGCAGGCAGCACAGAUAUCAAACUGUGUGGAGAUGACCUUAAGAAAGGGGUUGGCUCUGGAACCUUGCCUAGAGGGAAUGAGGACUCAUGAGCUUGAUAAACACUGUCAGUUGUUAAGGCAUCUUCUGAUAGGUGAGAAGCGGUUUUUGAUGGCCCGCAUCUUCUCUAUGGUCUAUUAUCUUGUGAGAAUGACAUUCGUUAAGUUGGUAUCUGUGUGCAUCCCACCCAAAUAAAGAAUGUUUCAUCAGCAAAGUGAAUUGCCAUGUAGUUGUCAGACUCUGGAAAUAAAUUAUCAGUGAUGACUGCAGCCAGUGAGGCUGUUUGCUUAUCAGAUCACUUGAGAGCAGAGACAAGUGAGUUUCAUAUAUUCUUGGGUCUUGAAUUCUCAUUUUCGACAUCUGUUCUGAAGCUUUCUAAGCCAUGGAAUAUUCUAAAUGAACAUUUUCUUAAGUGGAUGAAGCAAGACUUAGUUUCCCCUGUUAGGUGAAACCUAAUUAAAAAUUAAAUAAUGACUUUGUGUUGGCUUGUACAUUUCUUAUUCCUUGCAUGUGUGAGUAUAUUUUGUUAGAACAUUCCAUUUUUAAAAGCAUGAAUUUUUUUCUUUGGUUUCAAGGAAUUCUUAAAACUGUUAUUUGGUUUUUAGAGUACAAUAGGGUGUCAAAACUAGUCUAUUUGUAAGAAUGGGUACGUAGCCUCAUAAUCUAUAUUUUCUGUGAUAUUUUCUGAAGUAUAAUUAGCUUAAUCUUUCUUCUUCACCCUCUCUAGUUCAACUACACCCAUCAGGGCAGUUAACUGAGGCACUGUUCUUUGUAUUAAUCUAGGAAUUCUUUAUAAACGUAAUAAAUGAAUGUUCAUUUUCUUAUAGGCCUUAUUCUCUAAUGGAGCUCUAGUGAAUAUUGAUAGCUUCUUUCCAGGAAUGAUAAUAGAGGUGGUAUGUAUAGAUCUCUCCAUAGAAAGGGAGAGAGGCAUGUUUGUAAUGAGUCACUGGGUUAUGAUAUGAGAUUUGCUUUAGCCUUGUGUUGCGAUUUUUUUUCCUUCUGGAAGUUUAAGACUAUUCUCUAUCCUGAUGCAUUGAUGUCAAGUCUAUUAAGAGAUCAAGAAGAGAAAAAAAAAACAUCAAUUCAUGGGGAGGCAUAAGUUUUUAUGUUAAUAGAUGAAUAGAUGCUGUGGGGUUUUUUUUACAUAAAUAUUAUGUUUUAUUUCUAAUUAACUUUUUGGUGAACAUAACAAAUGUCGUGAGAUUGUUUCAUAUUUCAUUGAUAAUGUCUUAUUAAUGAUUAAUUUUUGUCCUGAUGAGUUUUAGUUUAUUAUUUAGGUAUUAAACUACCAAAUAUAUGUAUUAAGUGCCUGUUGUAUAUGAGUCUCUAAUUCUAGUGGUGAAAACACAUGACAGGGUCCCUAGCCUCAAUGAUCUUGUUAUCAUAUAUGUGUACAUAUAUUAUAUUUCAAAUUAUAUGUAUAUUUCAUAUUAUCAAUGAUGUACAUUAUAUAUCAUGAUAUAUGCAUAUACAUACAUAUGUAUGUACAUAUCAUAAUAUAUAAUGACUAUUUUGCCUUCUACAUAUCUGUGUAUCUGUGUAUCACGUGCAUGCCUGGUGCCUGCAUAUGUCAGAAGAGAGGAUCUCUUGGA